Molecule: messenger RNA, 3261 nt
Organism: Myripristis murdjan (pinecone soldierfish)
Lineage: Eukaryota; Metazoa; Chordata; Actinopteri; Holocentriformes; Holocentridae
Gene: grid1a
Product: glutamate receptor, ionotropic, delta 1a
Exons: 14
Coding region: 6-2807 (933 amino acids)
Biological process (GO): monoatomic ion transport
Cellular component (GO): membrane
Molecular function (GO): signaling receptor activity; ligand-gated monoatomic ion channel activity
Source: RefSeq, a predicted model, not a curated record
AGUUGAUGAACCAGGGCAUCCUGGCUCUGGUCACGUCCACGGGCUGUGCGGCCGCCAGUGCUCUGCAGUCUCUGACAGAUGCCAUGCACAUCCCACACCUCUUCAUCCAGAGGAAUGGGGAUGGCAUACCCCGCACAGCCUGCCACCUCAACCCCAGCCCAGACGGAGAGAGCUACACCCUGGCAGCCCGUCCGCCUGUGCGAAUCAAUGAUGUGCUGCUCACCCUUGUCUCAGAGCUGCACUGGCAGAAGUUCAUCGUGUUUUAUGAAAGUGAUUAUGAUAUCCGGGGUCUGCAGACUUUUAUGGACCAGGCGUCUCGACUGGGACUGGAUGUUUCUCUGCAGCGGGUGGACCGGAACAUCAGCCGUGUCUUCACCGACCUCUUCAACACCAUGCGCACCGAGGAGCUCAACCGGUACCGGGACACACUGCGGCGAGCUGUGUUGCUCAUGAGUCCUCGGGGAGCGGAGGUGUUCAUCCACCAGGCUGUGGAAACUAACCUGGCAUCCAAGGACAGCCACUGGGUGUAUGCCAAUGAGGAGGUAAGCGAUGCAGAGAUGAUGGAGCUUGUCCACAGCUCUCUGGGCCGCAUGACCAUCAUUCGUCAGAUCUUCCCGAUGUGGAGAGACACCAACAUUCGCUGCAUGAGGAACAAUCAUCGCAUCUCUUCCCUGCUUUGUGACCCACAGGAGGGCUACCUGCAGUCCCUGGAGGUGUCCAACCUCUACCUGUAUGACAGCGUCUUGAUGCUGGCCAACGCCUUCUACAGGAAACUGGAGGACAGGAAGUGGCACAGCAUGGCCAGCCUCAACUGCAUGAGGAAGUCUACCAAGCCAUGGAAUGGAGGAUGGUCCAUGCUGGACACCAUACAAAAGGGACGGAUCAGUGGUCUGACUGGGAUGAUGGACUUCCGCGCCGAGGGCUCUAAUUCCCAUGUACAAUUUGAGAUUCUUGGAACGAGCUACAGUGAAACCUUCGGGAAAGACGCCAAACGGCUGGCGACCUGGGAUUCAACUCGUGGUUUGAAUGGUAGUCUAAAGGAAAGCCGGAUCGAGAGUGGUAUGCAAGGAGUGACUCUCAAGAUUGUAACAUUACUGGAGGAGCCUUUUGUUAUGGUGGCAGAGAACAUUUUGGGUCAACCUAAGAGGUACAAGGGUUUCUCCAUUGACGUCCUGGAUGCCCUGGCCAAGAUCCUUGGUUUCAAGUAUGACAUCUACCAAGUCGGAGACGGCAAGUAUGGCUCAGCCCUCCCUAAUGGAUCCUGGAAUGGCAUGAUCGGAGAGCUCAUUGGCAAGCGAGCCGACCUGGCCAUAUCAGCCAUCACCAUCACCCCAGAGCGAGAGAGCGUGGUGGAUUUCAGCAAGCGCUAUCUGGACUACUCAGUUGGAAUCCUGAUGCGCAAGUCAGAGGAGAAGAUCAACAUUUUCUCCUUGCUAGCACCAUUUGACUUGGCAGUAUGGGCGUGCAUUGCUGCUGCCAUCCCUGUGGUGGGCAUCAUGAUCUUCCUGCUCAGGCGCAUCCAGGCAGUGCGUUCCCAGAACAACACAGGAGGCCACCCGCCAGCCUCGGUCUCCACUUCGCUCCAGAGUGCCAUCUGGAUCGUCUAUGGUGCCUUUGUGCAGCAAGGAAGUGACUCAGUCCUAGGAUCAGUGGCCCUGCGAAUCGUCAUGGGCAGCUGGUGGCUCUUCACCCUCAUCGUCUGCUCCUCCUACACAGCCAACCUGGCCGCUUACCUCACCGUGUCGCGGAUGGACAAUGCCGUGCGGUCUUUCCAGGACCUGUCCAAGCAGGUGGACCUGGUGUACGGAACAGUACGGGACUCGGCUGUGUACGAAUAUUUCCGAGCCAAAGGCACCAACCCGCUGGAGCAGGACAGCACCUUUGCUGAGCUCUGGAGGACCAUCAACAAGAACAACGGCCAUGAGAACUCCGUCUCCAGCCCAUCAGAGGGCAUCAAGAAGGCAAAGAGGGAGUCCUUUGCCUUUCUGUGGGACAUGGCGGUGGUGGAGUAUGCUGCUCUGACAGACGACGACUGCACGCUGACAGUAACAGGAAACAGCAUGAGCACCAGAGGCUACGGCAUGGCCCUGCAGCAUGGCAGUCCCUACCGAGACCUCUUCUCUCAGAAGAUCUUGGAGCUUCAGGAGAAGGGAGACCUGGACAUCCUGAAGCAGAAGUGGUGGCCAAGGAAAGGUCGCUGUGACCUGGACAGCCAUGCAGAUGCCCAGCCAGAGGGACGAGCGUUGAGGCUUCACAGCUUUGCCGGUGUCUUCUGCAUCCUGGCAGCAGGGCUCCUGCUGGCCCUCCUGGUGGCAGCCCUGGAGACCUGGUGGAACAGCAACCACUGCCGGAGAGAGCAGCCCAAAGAGGACAAAGAAGUGAACCUGGAACAGGUCCACCAGCGUUUGAACAGUCUCCUGGACGAGGAUUUGGCCCACAAGCAGCUACCCGGCCAGUCUAUCGAGAUCUCUGCCCUGGACAUUGGCAGCAUGCAGCCCAGCCAGUCCCUGGAGGCCCUGUCUGCACGGGACUACCCAGCCCAUCGAGGGGGGCCACCGCUAUCUGUGACCACAUUCCUCCAGGAGGGUCAUGGAGCAGGAAGGACACUGGGCGCAGCCGCUGGCAGGACCCUGCCCCUGCCCCUCAGCAGUGCCACCAUGCCCUCUAUCCGCUGCAAACACAGGGCACCCAACGGGGGGCUCUUCCGACAGAGCCCAGUCAAGACUCCCAUGCCAAUGUCCUUCCAGUCAGUGCCAGGAGGACCCAUCCCAGAAGCCAUUGAGCCCAGUCAUGGGACGUCCAUCUGAGCACGCUGAACAAUCACAGACACUGACGCUCAAAAGGGACAGUGGGGAGCUACAUGAUGUUCGAAUGGUGUGGAGGAUAUAAAUAAAACAUGGACAAAAACAGAUUUUUAUUACCUGUGAAGAAGAACCAGUGAGACAAAAUAUGAUAGGACAAUAAAAAAAAAAUAAAAAAAAAACUUUAAUGUACAUAUUUGUAAGUACAAAGAGAGAGAGAGGCAACAUUAAAAAAAAAAAGUGUAUUUUGAAUAUUCUCAAAAGUUGAGUUUAAAAAACUGAUACAAAAGCAUUAAAAAAAUGACUGAAUGGCUUUGUAAAUUUUGUUCUAAAUGAAUAAAGGUGACAAUUCUUUGUGGUUGUUUUCUAAGUGCCAAGUUCAAAGAUGUUUUCUUUCAAACAUUUAACUGAAUGUACUAUGAGAAUUCAUGAUAAAAAUAGACAUUUCACACUUCAAAGA